AUGGCGUCCAAGCCAGAGUCACGUAUAGUGCGCGGAGCAACCUCCAAAAAGAAAGUCAAUGCAGAGCAAGCUGCCGUCCAUCAAAAGGCUGGCCAGGUCGCAUACAAAAAGGGUAAUCUUCAAGGCGCCAUCGACUCCUUCACCCAGGCAUUGGCAGAAAACCCUGAAGAUGUUGGGAUCUUGGACAACCGCGCGGCUACCUAUUGCAGCCUGAAGCAAUAUAGCCAAGCUCGUGCUGAUUCCCGAAACAUGAUCAAGCUUGCACCUGACGAAGAUCGUGGAUAUCUACGUCUGGCAAAGGUCUUAUGCCUUGAUGGGAAUUUCGAUAAAGCCCGCGACAUAUACGAGUACGCUCUCCAAAAACUUCCUGCCGAACACAAAGGCCGUGAUGUCAUUUCUCAGCUCCUAAAAAGGCUUCGUGAUAAACUUGCUGGAGGUAAUCGCCGUGACCCAUUCACAGCCCUGCCCCUUGAGAUUGCCCAUCUGACCUUGCGUCUUCUCACAUUCAAACAACUAGCGGCAAUUCUGCGCGUUUCGAAAGGAUGGAACAAGUUUUUAGGGGGUCUUCCGAGUUUGUGGAUGUCGAUUGAUCUCACAGGAGCCAGAUCUCGCGUCCCUUGGACGUCUGUUCGAAACUACAUUCAUCGAUCGCGGGUCGAACUGACCCGCGCGACAAUUUCGAACCUUGUUCCGGCCUCCACUCCGAAAGUGCUUGACAUGCUGAGCAGGUGUCCCAAGCUUGAACAUCUAGAGCUGAUGGUCGCCCAUGAACAGCCCAAAGAAUUCUAUGCUAAAAUUAAAGCGUUCCGGCAUCUGAAAAGCAUUACUUGCGGGCCGGAAAUAAAAUUGUCUCAUGCUUCCAUUGGAAGCAUUAUCUCCAGUCUUCCUCGGCUGGAGAGUGCCACAUUCCUUCAGGCCUGGGAUGCGCCUUCCAGGGCACCACGAGCUGUAACAUGGCCUCAACGUCUUCCACAUAUGAAGAGUCUUACCAUUGCAUCUUCCCAGGAAGAUCGGACCGGCCUCGCAUUCCCGGUGAUCGUUCCUGGCCUUGGAUCGUCAGCAUUUCCUAACCUAGAAGAGCUACGCCUACUGUGGGAACCGGCUCGAUCACGAUCCUACCGAUUUGACCCAGUUCAGGACGGCGAAACCCUCCCACCAUUGCGCGUACUAGAUUUACGAGGCGCUGCAGUUCAACAUAACUUCUAUUCAAUCCUCCCAAGCACCCUCCGAACACUUCGUUUCUACUCGGGAUCCAUCGAAACCCCCGCCGCGGGAGGAUUUGGUGGCAAUUUCCUCACACCGGCUGAGAACAAGCUUCCAAAGAUGAGUACUCUCGUCUUCAAUGACACACCUUGGGUCAAUAUCGAUACUCUUUCACUCUUCCUGCUACACUCAAAAGCCUCACUGCGAACUCUGCAGGUCAGCUUUUGUCAUAAUAUUAAUGCUCGCGACUUCCUCAACCUUCUUUACGACCCGCAACGGAUGAACCCUGAGCUGGCAAAUAUCACUGAACUGGGUGUUGCUUGCAUGGCAGACAUUGAUGAUAUUGGUGUUGGUCAUUUGUGGGCAACACUGCCAAAGCUCAAAGUACUCGAUCUAUCGCAGACUAAGAUCACAGGGUGCACGAUCCGUAUGUUUGCAGAUGCGCAGGGCGAUGACCAAACGACGAUCAAACUUGAAUCUCUCAUAAUAAAGGGGUGUGAUGGUGUUUCUCGUGAUGCAAUUGACUAUGGACGAAGCAUGGGGAUCAAUGUUAUCACUUGA
Messenger RNA from Penicillium salamii, 1764 nucleotides. The record is from the annotation of a GenBank genome assembly. NCBI's taxonomy places the organism in Eukaryota, Fungi, Ascomycota, Eurotiomycetes, Eurotiales, Aspergillaceae.